AUGAAUCGUCAACAAUCCAAGUUGCUCUACCAUCGCCUCAUGCUCCCCGACUGGCUGCGUAAGAAUGCAGAGUGGAACUCUCCUAAGGAAGGGAAUGAGUUGAAUCUCGAUAUUUUACCCGACUCUUCCGACUGGGAGAACAUCUUCCGAGUUCCUCUCAUUCCAAGCGGCGAGUUGAGUAAUGAGGAGGACAUCACUGUCAAGAUGAAGGUGGGCGUCGUUUUGCCCGAGCCUCAGAAGCCCCGGGACCCGAUGUCCUACAUGAUAUCCGACGGGGACUUUUCUGUGGGAAUUCAGCUCUUGGAUCCCAACCACGAUUACGCCACAUUUGGUCCCUACCGAGCUGUUGAAGGCGAGUCCGCCAGAGCCAAGUUGCGAAACCCAAAUGUAGAAGUUGCGGCGACUGUUUCUUCCACUUCAAAAAAUAACCCUGAUCAGUUUGAGCUGACGUUCAAGCCCUCCGAGAUGUUUGGAUCUGCCUACUGCGCCAUAGAUGACGGCCACAAGAUUGUCGCUCGGUAUUCUGAUACCCUGAGCCUCAGGAAGGGGCUGACCUUUGAGUUGUAUCGCUUUAAAAGCACUGAAAGGUACACCAUCAAUUACAUCGAAGUCACCAUAUACAAGGACUCCAUGUGA
Molecule: messenger RNA, 636 nt
Organism: Pocillopora meandrina
Lineage: Eukaryota; Metazoa; Cnidaria; Anthozoa; Scleractinia; Pocilloporidae
Source: the annotation of a GenBank genome assembly